This is a messenger RNA of Talaromyces atroroseus, 1278 nucleotides long. RefSeq lists its product as hypothetical. Gene Ontology annotation, biological process: secondary metabolite biosynthetic process. The transcript is spliced from 2 exons. Lineage: Eukaryota; Fungi; Ascomycota; Eurotiomycetes; Eurotiales; Trichocomaceae. Bases 1 to 1278 code for a protein of 425 amino acids. The record is from RefSeq and is a predicted model, not a curated record. Gene Ontology annotation, molecular function: FAD binding.
AUGAGCCGCACGGAAGGGUUCACCGUCGCUAUCGUGGGAGGUGGCAUCGGCGGCCUCACUCUGGCCAUUGGCCUUCUGCAGCGCGGCGUCUCAGUGCAGAUCUAUGAAGCAGCAUCGGCGUUUGGCGAGAUUGGGCUGGGCUUGUCGAUUGGCCCAGCUGCCCAUCGCGCCAUGCCGCUCAUUCAUCCCCAGGUCCGCGAUAUCUACGACUCGCUCAUCACCACCCACGCAGACAGCCCAGGCUAUGAGCAAUUCCGCCAGACCUGGUUCGAGGUCAUCUGGGCCACGGGGGAAAAUGCUGGCCAGCAGCUCAUGACUUUGAAUGCCUUGCCCUCCGGCCAGACCACGGUGCGCCGCUCCGACUUCCUCAGCGGACUGAUCAAUCUGAUUCCACCCGGCGUGGCCCAUUUCGGAAAGCGCCUCUCCAAGCUGGAGGAGAACUCGGCCGGCGUCAGUCUGACAUUUGAAGACGGCACAUCCGUCCUGGCCGAUGUGGUCGUCGGCUGUGAUGGCAUCCGCUCCAAAGUCAAGGAGUCUCUGUUUCCCGACGACCCCGAGCGAGUGAAGCCACGGUACAGCGGCAUGUACGGCUACCGCGCCGUUCUCGACAUGGAAACCAUGGUGGAAGCCGUGGGCGAACAGCGUGCGAGGGUCUCGACAUGGUAUAUCGGUAACGGCGCCUAUGCAAUUACCUAUCCCAUCAUGCGCGCGAAGAAGGUCAACGUCGGCCUGUACACGCUGAAUGAUGCUUGGAACGUCGACGACGCAUGGGUUCGCCCGGCCAGCAAGGAGGAUAUGCAUAAGGACUUUGGGCAUAUGGGGGAAUACGUCAACUCGAUUAUGAAGUACAUGUCCGACGCCUCCCAAUGGGCCAUCUUCGAGCAUCCUCCCAUCCCGACGUUCGCAAAAUCGAAAGUCGCGAUCCUCGGCGAUGCUGCGCAUGCCUCCACUCCGCAUCAGGGAGCUGGUGCCGGCCAAGCCAUUGAGGACGCUCAUGUCCUGGCCGAGUUACUGGCAGAUCCGCACGUAACGUCGCCGGAUCAUGUUGUUGCCGCUUUCAAGGCAUAUGAUGCUGUGCGGCGGGAACGCAGCCAGAGGGUCGUGACAAGCAGUAAGGAGAAUGCAGAUCUGCUAUGUCUGUGUUAUGAAGGUGUCGGCGACGACGGACAGAAGUUGAAGGACACAUGGCAGGAGAGGUUCCGCUGGCUGUGGGAUGUCGACAUUGAAGAGCAGGCCGAGAAGGCCAGGAGGAUCAUGCUUGAUCUGAUGCAGAAUUAA